This is a messenger RNA of Xiphophorus hellerii (green swordtail), 2195 nucleotides long. It is a transcript of the gene zdhhc21, whose product is annotated as zDHHC palmitoyltransferase 21. Gene Ontology annotation, molecular function: protein-cysteine S-palmitoyltransferase activity. The record is from RefSeq and is a predicted model, not a curated record. Gene Ontology annotation, cellular component: endoplasmic reticulum; Golgi apparatus. Bases 175 to 972 code for a protein of 265 amino acids. NCBI's taxonomy places the organism in Eukaryota, Metazoa, Chordata, Actinopteri, Cyprinodontiformes, Poeciliidae. The transcript is spliced from 8 exons. Gene Ontology annotation, biological process: protein targeting to membrane; peptidyl-L-cysteine S-palmitoylation.
UGCUAUUGCAGGUAACCAGGAUUUGUCCAGCCCACACAGAGUCGGAUGAGGAAGUAGCCGCUGGGUUGCUACAUGCACUCCGCAGGGCAGCGUUAAAGCAAAGAAAAAAGGAAACUUGGUUUGGAUUAGUUUCCAGAGGCAGUGGGGAUCCAUUGAGCGGGAGCAACAGCAGAAAUGAAGCUUCGCCUUCACUUCGUAGUGGAUCCGAUGGGCUGGCUCUGCAUCAGCGUGGUGUUUGGGAUCUGGCUCUACAACACUUUCUUCGUUCCCAAACUGGUGCUGCUCCCACACUAUGACGAAGGGCACAUCCCCUGGGCCUUAGUUGUUUGUUAUUACCUAGCAUCGGCUCUAUGUGUGAUGGCCCUGCUCAGAGCUUCCACCGCAGAUCCUGGACGUCUUCCUGUGGAUCCACAUAUACCUCACUCUGAAAGAGAACAGUGGGAGUUGUGCAAUAAGUGCAACUUGAUGAGACCGAAAAGGUCGCACCACUGCAGCCGCUGUGGCCACUGUGUGCGCAGGAUGGACCACCACUGCCCCUGGAUCAAUAACUGCGUGGGAGAAGACAACCACUGGCUCUUCCUGCAGCUGUGUUUUUACACUCAGGUCCUCAGCUUAUUCACACUGGUGCUGGACUUUUGCCAGUACUAUUAUUUCCAGCCCCUGACAAGACUAGACCAGGAAAAGUUUACGACACGUCAUGAACUGGCUCUGCUGCGAGUUUCAGCGCUCAUGGGCGUUGUCAUGUUCGGUGGCAUGUCGAGCUUGUUUUACUCGCAGAUGGCUGGCGUCCUCUCAGAUAUGACCACUAUUGAGAAAAUGUCUGAGUUCUCCAGUGAAACAUAUGGUACAAAAAGAACGUGGCAGUGGGCGCUCGCUGAGGUUUGUGGCACUCGCUGGAAACUUCUGUGGCUCCUCCCGCUGCGCAGCAGACAGCCUCUCCACGCCGGCCACCACUACCGCAGCCACGUGUAGCUCUGUGACUCUACAUUCCCCUUCCUGCCUGCACUUUCGGUAGAAGUUGCUACAGUUGAACACUCCACAUACUCCUAAAACAAAUCUGUGUGCACACCUUCACCGCCCUCUUGCUGCGCUACGAGAGCUGGGCAGCAGAUACUUGUGUUGUUUUGUUUUGGUUUUUGCUUGGUUUUAUUCAGUUUCUCUCCAGGAACAGGGUCACAAACACUAUUUUGGAAUCUUGUUAAAAAGUUUUGAUCACUGUGACUGCUAUUUUUAGCAUCUGGAAACCACCUUUAAUGGUUAUUUACAUGAUGGGGAUGGAAGCAGUGGGACAUCUCUCAGGUUAUGUCAUAAAGAGCCUUCACUAGUAAUUAGCUACAGACAGAAUAACUACAAAUCUGUUAGAAGUGUUUGAUUUUUGUAUAAAGUUUGUGCCUUGUUUUUGUUUUUGGUAUUUACCAAAUUUUAGAAAAGGAUCUGAAGUAUGACUAUCUUCUAAUGAUUCAUGAAUGUUUUCUUUGAUUGUUUUACUAUGGUUUUAACUACAAUGUGUGUAUUUUUAGGAGCAUAAUACCACUGAACAAAGUUGAUAGCUUUCGAUCUAGAGAUGUCAUAUGACUGCUGAGAGCACUAACGCAAAAUCAAGCUAAUAUAAUCACUCCUCGAUAGUGACUUUUGUAGUUAAUCCUGCUGUUAAAUAUGAGUUUAAUAUUCACUGAUCAGUAGUUGAUGUUUGCUGUAUAUUAUUUGUCAAAUUAUACUGUUAGAGAUACCUUGAGUCAUGAAGAGUUCAAGGUACAGUCAUAAGAUAAAAAAAAUCUAUCUCUUAUACAGUCAUGGGAAAAGCUAAGUACACUCAGUGCAUAAUUUAUUAGCUUGUAGAACCACCAUUAGCAGCAAUAACCUGACUUUAUCAGUCACUCAGCAUCAGUCCAGUGAGGACUAUAGCUCUUAUUUAUGGCUCAUCCACUACACCAUAUCAAUUAGAUUGAGGUCAAUAACCAUAGCAACACAUUGAUUCUAGUUACCUAAUUGGCUAAUUUUUCUAUCUGUCUGACCUUUACUGUUGGAUAGAUUAAACUUUGACAUACAGAGGAGUUCAGGGUUCUGUGGCUACCAAACAAGCCCAAAUCAUUGCUCUGAUUGUCAUAUGGUAUUGGGGUAUUUGUCCUCACAGCACCGUAUUUAUCAAUACGGCGCUGUGUGUUAUGGUCAAAUAUCUCUGCUUUAAUCUCAAU